This is a messenger RNA of Cooperia oncophora, 189 nucleotides long. The record is from the annotation of a GenBank genome assembly. NCBI's taxonomy places the organism in Eukaryota, Metazoa, Nematoda, Chromadorea, Rhabditida, Trichostrongylidae.
AUGAGCAUCCCCCUGCCUUAUCGAAAUCGAGAACAAGAGCUGUCGGAAUUCGCUCCCUACAUGUUCAAAUUCCUACGUAACCAAGGAAUAGACCAUUAUUUGAUGGUGAUGAAUCAGACUGAUGAGCUCCGAUUCAACAGGGCUUCUCUUAUCAACGUUGGAUGGCUUGAAUGGACCGGCCUAGGCUAG